Galdieria sulphuraria is the source of this 1453-nucleotide messenger RNA. RefSeq lists its product as uncharacterized. The coding region runs from base 16 to 1293 and encodes 425 amino acids. The record is from RefSeq and is a predicted model, not a curated record. NCBI's taxonomy places the organism in Eukaryota, Rhodophyta, Bangiophyceae, Galdieriales, Galdieriaceae. The transcript has a single exon.
CGAAACAUUCGUUAUAUGUUCAGAAACUCCUUUUUGAAUGAAGAGUUUUCUGAUUGGGGGAGAAUGGAUAUUUCAAACUCGCAAGACGAUGCACCAAACAUAGCUUUGACAGAAAAGAAAGAAGAACGUCCAAUCAUUGAAAGCUCGUCGGUGAACACUCUUGCUGUGGAAGACGUUAGUAAAAUACGAACUGAAGGUGUUUUACCGUUGAGAGAGAACCCCCAAGUGGCAAAACUGGAACAAGAAACCAAUCUUGCCUCCGAAGGAGAUCCUUCCAAUGGGAAAGAAAGUACCAAGGAAGAUAAAGAUAUGCAUAUAAAAACUGUGGAAUCGGAAGAAACUGUAGAUAAACAACAAUCGGAACAGGUAGACUAUUCCAAGGAAACAACACUAGAAAAGAGUAAUACGCUAGAAGAAAAAGGGGAAAUUGAGAAUAAGACAAAUCAAUCUUCAGACAAUAUAACUGCAGAAAAUGUUAGUAAAAAAGUUACAAGACAAACAGCCGCCUCAGCUGUCAAGACUAAGAACACUUCUUCUAAUACUGAAAGCAAGUAUGUUCCAGGUUCAUUGGAGGAAUAUCGUCAUCGUGUCUUGCACUUAGAGAGGAUAUAUUUGACAAAAGUUUAUGAGGCAGAACGUGCCAAGCUAUAUCAUGCUCAGGUUGCAAAGAUAAACUAUGAGUACGACUGUCAACAGGCAGAAGAGGAGUUCGAACUUGGAAGAAGAUUGCUGAUUACUCGACUUUUAUAUGAAAAUGCUGAUAGAAGAAGAAGAAUCGAAGAACUAAAGUAUAAAAUUGUUCGAGAUGAGAACAAUUCCUAUUUAAGACUUAGGAGACACGAUGUUGGCCAUCGAACGAGGAGCACACUUCAACCUUUCAACAGUGAUAAUAAUAGAAAUGUUGUUGGCGGCAAGGAACUUAUAAAUGGACAGGAAAAGGAAGGAACAUUAUUUCCGAGUUUACAAAAUUGUGUUACAGAUCAAGAUGCCCAUUUAUCUCAGCUAGGAGUAUCUGGUCGUUGGAAUAGAUUGGUAAGAGCAACCAAACGGUCUAAUGAAGAAAAGAACCAACUUCGAGUUGUUCUCGAUUCUGAUGAGAUGAAGGAAGACUUGGCUGAAAUUAGUGCUACUCCCCAUAAAGGAACUACUGUAAAUUCUUGUGAAGGUAGCAAAUAUAAAAUUGCAUCAGAAGGUGCACCAGAGGAAAGGAGAUCGCAUACAUAUUAUCAUGUUCGGGGUCGUAAAAGGAAGGCAAGGGGAAAGGGACGAGUUGCAUAUGGGAAAAACAGAUAAAAUGUUAUUAUAAUAUCUUUAAUUUGCAACAUGAAUUAACUUGAACCAUUUGUUGUUGAUGAAUUGCAACAAAAAAAGCUCCAUUCAUUUGAUGAGUAUCGCGUAUCAUAAAAAUGAAAGCAUUCCAUAAUGAGAACCCCAUAAAUCUAUUUUUCUUGUC